GCUCAACGAGGGGCUUCUAAUUCUGCUGGACGGGGGUCUCUGACGGACCACUGGAGGAGGAAUCCCUUUACAGCACGCGUUGCCUGGCCAAUGAGCAUAGACGACACCCAGACACAUGGGCCAGGCAUCCCCCAAAAUAACCUACGACCAGUGCACUGACAAAUGUUGCUACUUUUACUGGUGACGGGUUACCCUAGCUACUCGGCUCCAUAUUUCCCACGUAAACGCCAAGGUUAACUCUGUGCAAGGAAACCAGGAAGGCUGGGCAGCUGCCUUGUGCCCCAAGAUUUUCCCAGGUGGCAGCAACCGUGAAGACCGGAAUCCCCCUGUUUGAGCACAGGUGCACUCUGAGGAUUUACCCAUCGGUCACAGGGUGCCAGCUGAGUUUAUUCUGAAGCAUGCAAGAGAACAACGCUGACCAGCCGCCGUCACUGUCGCAGCUCUUAAGAGAGAGCUACCUGGCAGAGGCCAGAGCCCAGCAGCGGCACAGCGAGAUGAGCCGCUCGGAUGCUUCGUCCACACGUCUUCAUAUCUAUGGGUCACUCAAAGGCAAGGCAGAGGACUCUGGGGGCAACAAUGACCCCCAGCUGCCCGACCUCUCAGCCUUCCUCAGCCAGGAGGAGUUGGAUAAGAGUGUGAACCUGGCUUGCCAGGCCAUCGGACAUGAGCCUCAUGAGGAGAGGGCAGAGGUCAAGGCCUUUGUCACACCAUUAACUCCCUCCAACGCUUCCUCAGUCUCAGUAUCUUCCUCUACAACCCCUUCUGUUCCCUUAGUCAACCCCUCUCCUGCUCCUUCUGCUACCCCCUCCGCUGUGCCCUCCACCCAGCCGGCCCCUGAGUUCAAAGAACUGCCAGCGACACAAACCACAUUCACAUCAGACAGAAAGAUGCAUAAAGCCUCCGUGCGGCAGGACAACAUGAUCAGGAACAGCAGGGACUCUAGUGAAGGAAUCGGCGAUUUUAACAGGUCAGCAAGGAACGCCCCAUUCGGUGUGGAGACCCAGUCCAAGAAGGAGUUUCUCAACAAGGCGGCGGACUUCAUUGAGGAGCUCUCCUCUCUAUUCAAGGCCAACAGCUCCAAACGGGUACGACCAAGAGCGUGCAAAACUCACAGGAGUAGGGUCCAGAACAAGAGCCCGAACGAUGGGACGGUUUAUCCCCUCAGCUCUGACGACAGGGAGCGUGCUCUCAUGCCCGUGGAAGUGGAGGAGGAGAGACCCAGCGCUGCUGUUGGCCACCAACCAGACGUCCAGCCGGAGUCUGGGACUGGGCAUGUGGAGCACCAGGACUGCAGGAUUACUGAGGAGCAGCAGUACGACUGUGUGUCUCAGGAGGUGCAGGAGGAGGAGGAGGAGGAGGCUGAAAGCUGUGCCUUGGCAGAACCUCCCUACCCGGCAGAGCCUGUGUGUGAGCCUCCUCAUUUCAUCCAGAAACUGAAAAGCAGGGAGGUUCCAGAGGGAAGCAAGGUUCAAUUAGACUGCAUUGUAAGAGGACUCCCCAUGCCAGAAGUCCGGUGGUUUUGUGAGGGCAAGGAAUUGGAGAACAGCCCUGACAUUCAGAUCAUCACCAACGGAGAGUUGCACUCUCUGAUCAUCGCAGAGGCGUUCGAGGAGGAUACUGGUCGCUACUCCUGCUUCGCAUCUAACUUCUAUGGUACUGACUCCACAUCGGCUGAGAUCUACGUCGAAGGUGCUUCCUCUUCAGAUUCUGAGGGAGAGCAGCAGUUUGAACAUGUAGCCCAGAAAACCCAACAGUCAGCUGCACCUUUGCCUAAAUCGUCGGGCCAAACCGUCUCCGCAGGAGAGGAAGAGUGUCUGUCAUCUCAACCUGCAGCAGCCACAGAGGAAACAGCAGAGGAGGAACCAGCAGAGGAGCUCUCCUCCCCGUCGACUAAUCAACCUCUUCCACUGGUCCAGACAAUAACCACGGUACUUUCUGUCCCCGAGCUCUCCAAAGUAUUUGUGGCCACCACAGCACAACCUGCUCAGGAGGAGAAAACAGUGUUACCUGUCCAGGCGUUUCCUGCCUUGGCCCAAGGCGACACAGAACUUCUGGAAGAGCAGGAAGCGUCGGCAUCUGUCCCGGUCACAUCCACGACCCAGCAGGCGGCUACAGAGAUAGCCAGAUCCCUGCCCUUGACCCCAGUCGUUCCAUCUGUGCUUCCUGUCCAGGCCGCCACAACACAAACACAACAACCUGAGAGUCACACCUCCAGCCACAACUAUCUACAAGGAUUAAACGGGCAAACUAUGAUGGCUGCCCCUGUAUUCACAAAGAGCCUGCAGGAGCUCCUCGUCUCAAAAGGCCAGCUGGUGGUGCUAGAGUGCCGUGUGAAAGGCGCACCGUCGCCCCGAGUGGACUGGUACAGAGAAGGAAAAAUCAUAGAGGACUCCCCUGAUUUCAGGAUCCUACAGAAAAAACCAAGAUCUCCAGCUGAACCAGAGGAAAUAUGCACUUUGGUCAUUGCUGAGGUCUUUCCGGAAGAUUCAGGGGUGUUUACUUGUACAGCGAGCAACAAGUAUGGAACGGUGUCCAGCACUGCUGCGCUGAGGGUCAGAGGCAAUGGAGGAAACAUGAACCACGUGAGGCCUCUCAACAGUUUAACAGAGGAGCCCAGUCGAUUCCAAGAGCCUUCCACAUCUGCUACCAAUGUAAACCCUCAUCCAGAGGUUACUGUGACCAACAGCAUCAGGCCCCACUCCAGCACCAUCCGCCUGGACCCACUUGUCUCAAGCACCUUACGCCUGGAUCCCUUCAACACCAGCACCCUUCGCCUGGAUCCCAACAGCUCCAGUGUGUUGCGUCCAGACCCCCUUAGCACCAGCCUGCCCAGUCUGGAACCCUUCGCCCUGAGCAGUAGCAGCUUCGGCGGCUCCUACCUGAACUCACACAGCACUAGCACCCCAAACUUAGAUCCUCUCCACCUCUACCAGAACUCCCCUGGACCCAGUGGAGCACAUCCACAACCACAGGGCGGCGCACAGGUGAUCUCACACACAAGCUCUUUCAAUCCUCUACCUGCGGCCGAACAGGAAGUGUCCAGACCUAUGCUGCCAUCGCCUGACACGAGUCCUAAGGUCAAGGGAUCUCCGAACCAUCAGAAUGGAUGCCUGUUUGUCGUUCCACUCCCCGACCCUCCUCCCAACUCCUGCCUCAAGACGGGCACCCCGACAAACCACAAAGACUCACGCUCCAGCUCCAGAGUCGGCCUGCGUGUGCACUUCAGGCUGCCUGAGGACGAGGAGGAAGAGCAGAGUGACACAUCCACUCAGUGUGAUGAAGACUCCAUGCAAACUUCACUCAACAAAGAACCACCACCAGUGCUGGCUAAACCCAAACUGGACUCCGCCCAGCUCCAGCUACUGCACAACCAAGUCCUCAUGGAGCAACAGCAGGAGACAGAACCUCCGACCCAAACCCACGUCCCGCCUCCUUCCCACCCCCCUGUCCAGAUCCAGAUCCAGCCCGGGGCCCAGAGCUCCCAGGAGGGUCCGCUGUGGUCACCCAGAAUGCAGCGUGAACCCCAUCCGACACCUUUCCAGCCCCAACUCACCACCACAGCUCCCCCUCAGCCUUCACCCCACUCAGCACCUCCGCUGACCACCACCCCCAAAAACCCCCCACUGAGCUCUGCUCCAGCACUCAACGCCACCUUUUCAUCUCUUCUCAACACUUCUCCUGCUCCUCCUUUCAGCUCCCCUCCUUCUGUUCCUCAGCUAAAGACCUCCUCUCUGGUGACGUCGCCUCCACCUGCCCCGCAACUGAACACAGCUCCCCCCUUCAGUGCAGCCACCAUAACCCAGAUAAACACCAUCCACGCCUCCCACAUCAACCUGUCCCCUGCAGCUCUUUCCAGGGCUGCACCCACGUUCCAGUUCUCCACUCCUCCCCCACCGAAGCUCAGCACAGUCCCCACAAAUUCAACACUGGCCUCGGAGCAGAUCCUCUCUCCUGCUCCUCUGCUGAGAAGCACACACGCCUCUCUCAUGAACCUCAGCGCCACCUCCUACACGUUCAACUACACCCGGCCGAGAGAGUUCAUAGCUGCUCAGACCUUCUCACCCGUCAGGAGUCCUUCCCCAACCGAGUCCCCCGUUCCCCUCCUCCACGAGCUGGCCGCUGAGCUCAACUCCUCUGCAGCCAGCUCCCCUACUCUCCCACCAUUCCCCCCACCACACAGGAUCUUACCCACGAGGGUGCUAAAGUCUCCCACCAGCCCUCCUUCCCUCGUGUCCUCGCCCACACCUGGGUCAGCGCAGUUCCCAAACAGCGUGUUCGCCUUACGAGCCCAGUCGCCUCCUCAGGCCUCAUCUCCCACCUCCAGCAGCUCCACCCCAAGCCCAAUUCAAAACCCCGUGGCCUUCCUCAGCUCCGUCCUGCCGUCGCUGUCCCCGUGCCAGCCUACGAACUCAAUGGGCUUGCCCAAGGGAGCUCCUUUGGGGCUACAAAAGAAGGUUCCCAGGGUGCGACUCCCGUCAGCUGAAGACAUUCGCGGCAGCAAAGAAGUUCUCCUCCACGAAAUCGAGAAAAAGCUUACAUUUAAAGAUGAUGCUCCACAUUUUGCACAUCAACAGAAGCUGAGUAAUGUGGGGAAAACAGCGAGCAGACCUCUUGGACCAAACAUUCCUGCUACUGUCUUUAGCUAUGAUGAGGAGUACAAAGUGUCCAGUUUUGAACAGAGACUAAUGAGCGAGAUUGAAUUCCGCUUGGAGCGAACGCCAGUGGAGGAGUCGGAUGACGAGGUCCAGCAUGACGACGUCCCUACGGGAAGAUGCAUCGCGCCCAUAUUUGAGAAGAAGCUGAAGAACUUCAAGGCCGUGGAAGGCGUUCCCGUCACCUUCUCGUGUAAAGUUGUGGGAAUCCCUCUUCCAAAGGUUUACUGGUUCAAGGACGGCAAGCAGAUCUUGAGGAAGAACAUCCAUUACAAGAAAAUAAGAGAGGGGGACGGGACCUGUGCUUUACACAUCGAGUCCACAACCAGUGACGAUGAUGGCAACUACACCAUCAUGGCAGCUAAUCCACAGGGACGAAUAAGCUGCUCGGGUCACUUGAUAGUCCAAACAGGACCUCCCCGAAACCGACUGCCCCCUAUCCACUCUCAGAGGGUGCGAGCUCGCAUUCAGCAAGUUGAAGGUGAGCAGACGCAGGAGCGCUUUUUCCAGCCUCACUUCCUUCAGGCUCCAGGUGACAUGUUGGCUCACGAGGGAAGGCUAUGCAGACUAGACUGUAAGGUAGGUAGCAACUCCUGGAUUUGUAAUACAAUCGCUGAAAUAUUGCAUUUUGCCCUCACCUUGCUGUCAGCCUUCCGUGUCUCCCAGGUGAGUGGACUGCCCAUCCCAGAGCUGAUGUGGCUGGUCAACGGGACGCCAAUCUAUCCCGACCUUUACCACAAGUUGCUGGUGCGGGAGAAUGGCGUCCAUUCCCUGGUCAUUGACCCUCUGACGCAGAAUGACGGCGGCACAUACACCUGCAUCGCAAGCAACAAAGCAGGACAGAGCUCAUUUAGUCUCGAACUGAAAGUCGUGGAGAAAGAGACGAAGCAUCCGCCCCAGUUUGUGGAGAAGCUGCAGAAUAUGGGUAUUCCUGAGGGAGCUCCGGUCCGGCUGGAGUGUCGGGUGGUGGGUAUGCCCCCUCCAGUCAUCUUCUGGAAGAAAGACAACGACUCCAUUCCUAAAAAUAAGGACAGAAUCAGCGUGACCCAGGAUGCCACAGGAUAUGUUUGUCUCCUCAUCCAACCGACAACAAAAGACGACGCGGGCUGGUACACAGUGUCAGCGAAAAAUGAGGCUGGAAUUGUGUCUUGCACCUGCAGACUUGAUAUCUAUGCACAGUGGCAUCAGAGCGUCCCUGCGCCCAUGAAGAAAGCGCCUCGCACGGGCAGCCGCUACGCCGCCCUGACCGGCCAGGGGCUCGACAUUAGGUCUUCUUUCCCAACAUUGGACACCAGCCCCUUCCUGUUCUCCAGCUCCCCUCCCGAAGUCACGCUGGAGAGCGAGGAGCUGUGAGCCGUCUGAUCCCGGCAGGAUGUGUGACCUCCCUGCGGUCAAAACAAGUAGAAGACUUCAAGGAGAAUGAUCAUCUGAGCAGAUUGUCGUGUGAUUUGUGUGAUGCAUAUGAAGUGAUACGUUCAGAAUAGAAUGGAAAAGAAUUGUUGCGUCAAAGCUAUUGGCACUGAUCGUGGGUUUGUCACCAUUCCUAUUUACUAAAGUCACGUGCAGAAAAAAAUGGCAGAUUUGCAAAGUCUUAGCUCAUGAGCCGUCAGUGGAGUUGAAUAUUGUUCUCUGGCAGGUUUGAAUGAUUCACGUUUGUUUUCUACUUCAUAUUCAGCUACAGUGAUGUGGAUGUUGCUGAUAACAUCCCUUCUUAAUAGUUAGUCCUAUUUCUCAAAGUGAUAUUUAAACCACUCUUUUUUUUAUUGCAAUAUACAUAUACAGAGGCUCCUGAAAGUAUUAAGAUCCCUUUAGUUUUUUUGCACACUUUGAUUUGUAAAUUUCAUUCGAUUCAUUCAACCACUUUUGAAAAUCAAAAUGUAUUAAAAAAAACAUUCUCUAAUUUACAAAGUAUUCAGGCCACUUCAAUUCAGCACUGUGUACCACAGGAGCCUUACUGAUGGAGUGAUGCAGAGAGCUGCAAAGAUCAAGGGGUCUGAAUACUUUUUGCCACUUCCUGAAACGUAGGUGCUAGUUUCUUUAAAAGUUUAUAUGACGUAGCCAUAAGUUAUUGUUUAUUAAUAAUCAGAAAUUGUUUUGAGUAUAAUACUAGACAUUUGAAUGUGUCAAUAAUCCUUGCAGAAGCCAUUUAAGCUGAUCUAAAUGGCUUCCGCAAGGAGGGAUUCUUUCUAAAUUAUUUCUUCAUGUUCGUCACUGGUUCACAGUUUUGCACCAUGUGUUUCAGGUGCAUGCAUGCCCAUAGUUGAUGAGGAUGCAAUAUUGUAUAAAAAAAACAAAACACAGUCAUAAUAAUAGUGUGCUCUUAGGAAAAGUCUACUUCAUGGUUUGUAGUUGAAACACUGAAACACUUUAUUUACCUUCUUGGUGAUUGAAUCCGUCUUUGUAUUGACAGAUUUAUCUACUUAGUUGCAUCUACAUCUUGGGAUGUAUUGUCAGAGAAAUCAAUCUAAAGACUGAGUGAUAAGACACAAUUGGCUUUGCUCCAGCAAAUGACACCAACAGGUCAAAUGUAUCCUGCAGCUUAUAACUCAAAUGUUAUUAUUGAAAUUAAAAUACACAUUUGAACUAUGAUUUCAUAAAUUCAAGUCAGUUUGACAAAACAUACUGGUGACAAUUUUGAAAGCACACUCUCAACUAAUGUAAAGUUGCACAUUGUAAAAUAGUUUUGUCCUUCUCAGAAUAAAGUUAUAUUUAUUCAAA
Scophthalmus maximus (turbot) is the source of this 7370-nucleotide messenger RNA. It is a transcript of the gene mypn, whose product is annotated as myopalladin. Gene Ontology annotation, molecular function: protein kinase activity. The transcript is spliced from 20 exons. Bases 399 to 6005 code for a protein of 1868 amino acids. NCBI's taxonomy places the organism in Eukaryota, Metazoa, Chordata, Actinopteri, Pleuronectiformes, Scophthalmidae. The record is from RefSeq and is a predicted model, not a curated record.